AUGGGUGUGUUCAAGCUCUUUUCAAGCGGUAAGCUUGACAUUGAAGGAUUUGAGAAGGAGUUGAGUGACAUCAACGUCGCCAUCAACAAGAACCACCAGGAGAUGCUCAAGUUGAAUGAUUUGAAAAAACGCAUCGUCUACAGCAUUGCCUACUACUUCUCGAUCUUUUAUGUGUUGGUGAUGAGUGUUUUAAUAGUCAAAAUGCCAGCCAAUUCGGGGCAUGUCAACUAUCUCAAGUGGUUUCUAACCAAUCAACUGAGAUCCCAGCUCUUGGUGAUUGGCGGUAUACCCGGUGUGGGAUUUUUACUUGCAUACAUAUUGAGGAAGCUUAUCACGUUAAUGAUCAGUUCCAGAAGCAAUAAGGCCCGGAAGUUGAAAAGAAAGCAGAAGGCCAAGAUUGACGAAUUAAAGAAGUUGACCAAUUACAACACCACCAACCAGUUGUUGACAAAGUACGACUCACCCAAGAAGAAUAGUACCCCUGAAGUAAAGAGUGCUGUUCCAGCUAACACUGCUGCUAAAGCUGCUACCGGUAAACUUCCACCUACGAAACAUCAGGAACUGGGAAACACGAAUCCCACAUUUCAGCAGGCGCCACCCGGACCCAGUAAGCGGACUAUUCAAGACCGGAUUCUUGAUAUUCUCGUUGGAUCUGAGGACGAAUCUAUCGAGAAUCGUUAUGCGUUAAUCUGCAAAAAAUGCUUCAACCACUGCGGGUUGGCUCCUCCCAGCACCAAGGACCCGGCCACCGUCACAUUCGUAUGUCCCUAUUGCAAGUUUUUGAAUGGAGAUGAGCCAAAGGAAUCCAUAUCCCCCGUUAAGGAGGAUCAACAAGCUGACAUUUCUCCCGUGAAGAAGGAUCAAGAACCUGAAAUUUCCCCCGUCAAUGAAGGCCCCGAGGCAGAAUCGUCCCAGCCCCACACCUAA
Yamadazyma tenuis ATCC 10573 is the source of this 927-nucleotide messenger RNA. Lineage: Eukaryota; Fungi; Ascomycota; Pichiomycetes; Serinales; Debaryomycetaceae. The record is from RefSeq and is a predicted model, not a curated record.